Molecule: messenger RNA, 1597 nt
Organism: Gambusia affinis (western mosquitofish)
Lineage: Eukaryota; Metazoa; Chordata; Actinopteri; Cyprinodontiformes; Poeciliidae
Product: zinc finger MYM-type protein 1-like
Exons: 4
Coding region: 330-1397 (355 amino acids)
Source: RefSeq, a predicted model, not a curated record
UGCCCCCCCAGCCAUCUGAUUGGCCCCCCCAGCGGCCCCCCCAAAUGAUCGACAUGUCACGACACCCAGUCAUUCCUUCACAGUAGGUAGCACUAUGUACCACAAUGGGUUGUGACACUUGUGACUGUUGUGACUGCUCAAAAGCAGCAGGGGGCGAUAUGCACCAUUUACGUUUAUUGUGAUACACCAUUUGGACACAACAGAGUUGACCCAACAGAAGAAGAGAAGGAGAACCGCGAAGAGACGAUAGAGAAAUAUUGUACAGCUAAGAGGAAUACAGUCGAUUUGACUCCAAGACGGAUAAUCUGACUUCAAAGGGUCAGUUGAGAAUGAAAAGACAGGGAGGCAGGAUAGACAGCUUCUUUAUAAAAAGAAGCAAAUCAGGCACAGAUCAAACAGGGUUCAGCUCUGACAUCAGCAGUCCUGGUAGCUCAUGUCCUGAGAACAGUCACGAGAAAGAAAGUCUGGCAAACACCAAUCCACCAUCACCAGUUCCAUCAAAGGAGGAGUCUGAAAACACAGAAAGCUCUGCGCCUGACCAGGAUGAUGAUGAGCCAGAAGGGGCAAUUGCAGGAGAUACCACUGAUCUCUUCUCAGCAGUGUCCAGCACUCCUUUUGCUUUUCCAAAAGGACCCAGUGAUAUUUCAAAGUCAAAAGAACAGGGCCCUGUUCAGCCAAGUUUGACAAACUUCCCCAGAACUCAGCAUGGAACAAGAAAGAGAACUUUUCACAGCUCCUGGUACAAAGACUAUUCUUGGUUAGAAUAUUCUGUUAUUAAAGACUCCUCCUACUGCUUUGCCUGUAGGCAUUUUUCUUUGCCUAAUGCACCAGAUAGUGUCUUUGCUUCGCAUUCCGGCUUCAGUAAUUGGAAAAAGGCAUUGUCCAAGGAGUCUGGAUUUAAGCUUCACUCAAAGUUAGAGCACCAUGUAAAUGCAAUGUAUGCAUGGAGUCAAUAUAAAAGGGCUAAUGAGGGAAAUACAACCAUGCUAAAUUCUAUAAACACAAACCGGAAAAAAGUGGUGGAAGAAAACCGUUAUUAUAUUAAAACAAUAGCCGAUGUUCUUCUUUUGACUGCAACACAAAAUAUUGCUCAAAGGGGUCAUCGAGAGUCUGGGGACUCUAGAAAUAAGGGAAACUUUUUGGCUAUAUUGGAUGAAAUAGCAAAGCAUGAUCAGUUAAUUGAAAAAAAGCUUAGAGGAUGUGCCAAUGCAAAAUACACAAGUCAUCAAAUCCAAAAUGAAAUUCUUCAGGGCUUAGCAGAGAUGGUACAGACUGAAAUCAUAAAAGAAGUGAAGGAAUGUGAAGUGUUCAGUGUUAUUGCAGAUGAAACAAAAGACUUGCAAAAAAAGGAACAAAUGUCUUUGGUUGUACGAUAUUAUUACAAUGGUGUCAUUUAGAGGUUAAUGUCCACUUAUGCUUUGUGUGGCAUGCAUUGAUAAUAAACUGCAAAUUACAUGAGCAAAUCUCAUUUCAUGAGUCUUUAUUUAUAUAUAGUAUGUGAAUGAAAGUACUUUUACUGUAUUGUCAUUGUCAUAGUCAGUGGACCCCUUACAGAUAGCCCUGGCCCCCCAUUGGCCCCCCCAGAAAUAAAAGUCUA